AUGCUUGGAAAUGUUCAGCUAGAGAUAGGAGUCGCCACCGUGGUCCUCCCAAGCACUCUGGGGCCAGCUUGGGAGCUGUUUGCCCUGGUCCUCAGCAAGUGCUGGAAUGUCACAAAGAUGGCACCGUCACCCAGACUUAUUCCUGAGUGGAAGGACUUGAAACUCUUCAUAAAUAAUAUGCUGAAGGAUCUAAAGUCUGCUGAGAAACCAAAGAAUGAGGUGAUUGUACUGAGUGACUGGCCUGAGGCAGUACUUUGGAUACAAAAGAAAAAUACAGAAGCAGAAGGAACAAUGGAGAAGAUGAUGUUUUGUGUGAUGGAUCAAGUACCACCCAUUGAAGCAAUGGUCCACACAGGUUCCUACCACAUGUUAGUUGCUUACUGUGGUGACAUGCACCUGUGGCUCUUUGGAGAUCACCAUCGAGCAUUCAUAUCCCUGGGCACAGUGCCCUGUCGUUUCUUCAUCAGCUGCCUCUGCUAUGACCCAGAAACGGAGGUGCUGCUGUCUGGUACCUUGGGGGCUGUGGUUACCUGGCUUAUCUUACCAAAUGGCAGGGACCUCCAGAUGGCACAAACAGUGCCCGUGUCUGGUCAUGAGCUUGUACAGGGCUUUUCCCUGAAUGGCCCCAAGGGGUCUCUCCUGGCCCUUUGUGAGAAUAAGGUAAGGGUCUUCACCCACCAGGGUCAGGGCCAGCUGAAAGAGGUAAGAAAGUUCACUCCCAUAGGCAGUGGCUCUUCCAUCACCUGCUCCUUCACUUGUGUCUCUCAGGGAUAUUUCUAUGCUGGAAACAAGGAUGGAGAGAUCCAUGCUUGGGGUCUAGACCAGGGUAACUUCCUCCACAGCUUUCAGGCCCAUUCCUCAUCAGUUAUAUGUGUUCACAGCCGGCCAGAGAUCCACACCUUACUGACAGCAGGCCGAGAAGGCACAGUAAGGGAAUGGAACCUUGCCGUUGGGAACUUGCUGCGGCAGCUGGAUAUUGGUGAGGGUCUGCGGCAACUGCAGUUUAUUGAUAACACCACUUUUUUCUGCCAGACUAUCCACGCUUUCUCACUGCACCACCUGCCUUAUUUUUAUAGCCUCUUCAAUGUCUGUGGUUCUGCUCCUGAGCAGGUGCACCGGGUCUGCUGUGGCCGAAAUUGGACUCGGAUCCUGUGUGCCACUAAGGAUGGUUUGUUGCGCUUCCUGUCUCCAGUGACAGGAGAUCUCCUGGUUCUCACCUGGCCUCUGCUUGUCAUGGAUAAGGCUGUGGCUUGGGCCUAUGACCCAGACAAUGAGGAGCUCUUUGUGGCAACAGGCAGCUCAGAGGUGCUGGUGUUUGAUGCAACGCGCUCGCCUUGCACAGCCAAGUAUAUGGUAUGCACUUCAGUAAACUCUAGGGACAGAGUAAGUUGCCUGGCCUAUGCACAGUCCCAUUUGGGUAUGGGCCUAGUAGGACUGAUGUUCUGUGGGCAUGACAGUGGCAUUGUGAGAAUCCUCUCCCACUAUAGCUAUGCCCGAAUAGAAAAGACUGUUCAUUCUGGGGCAGUUUUGGCCCUGUCUACCCUGGAAGGUCCCCAGGAAAACUCCUUGCUCUGUUCCUAUGGCAUGGAUAAUACUGUAUACCUGACAGAAGCUUUGCUGUGGAAGAACAAGGUAAUCCUGCAGUCCAUAAGCAAAAUUCUCUGUAGUUGCCCCCUGCAACACGUGAUACUGCUGCCGGGUUCUGUGGGUGCCAUCACUGACAACCACUGCUGGCGUCUCUGGCACUAUCAAGAUUUUCUGCAAUCUGCAGAAUCAAAACAAAGCUCUAUGUUUGAAGAGACAAAAUGCCUGCACCAGUGUGCCAUCACUUCAUUUGAUGUCUGCUCCUCCCUGAAACUUUUUGUCACAGGGGGCAUUGAUGGCUCAGUCCGGAUCUGGGACUUCCAUGGUAGACUCAUAACUGAGUUGGAUUCAGCACUGCAUUUUGGUCCACUCUGCUUUGCCAAUAAUCGGGGUGACCUGCUUUUGACUUUCAACCAGAGUCUUUACCUGGUAUCAUGCUUAAAAUUGCUCCCUCCUGCUCGGCUGAUUCACCUAGCUAUCCUAAAUAAUGCAGAUGAAAUACAAGAAGACCCUAAACUCUUUCUGCCUAGCUUCUUCUUUUCUUUUGAAAUAGUACUUGUACCCAAAUUUGUCUAUCUUGGACAAGGGCUGCAGGAAUUACAGGGGCUAGAGGCCCUUGUUAACAAACGGGUCAUUGCCUUUGACAAUACUGUGCCCCAUGUUGUAGAGGAAGAGAGACGUAUGCCUUCUCUGAUUCAAGUGGAACCCAAAUUACAUUUUUUGGAGGAUAAAGAUAUUGCUUUUUCUAUUCCUGACCCCAAGCAUAAUCAUCCCCCACAUGUGGUUCCUGCUCAACUACGGCUGGCUGGCUGGAAUGGGUUGAACCCCUAUCAUAAACUGCAUGGCUUCUUUGGUAAAGGGCGGCAAUGGCCCUUUGCUCCUGAUGGCUACAUCCCCAACUCAGUUAUCCGUGCCUGCCUUUGGCCUGACGGUACCCCAGUCUUCUUACGCCAUGACCUGUACCCAUCCUACCGAGAUACAGACUGGGACAUGACUGAACCCAUCAGAUGCCAGACACUGUCACCUAUGCCUCUAUCAGAAGAGAACAUCUCAAUGAGGAGAGAGAGGGAUAAAUCCAAGUGGUGGAAACGAACAUUCUAUGAUGUUCUAACAAGCUUGAUAAACCGAAAUUGGGCAGGAAGAAAACUUGAUGAAGGACUUCUAAAUAAUUUAAUUGAGGCAAUCCUCAGCCUCACAGUUUACUGUUCUAUAGACCAGUACACGACAUAUAUUAGUGCCCUGGCACAAAUUUUUGCCACUUACCAAGUAUCUCCAAGGUUGUGCUCUGAGACUGCCUGUCGCCUGCUGGAAGAUACACUCCAUCCCAACCCAUGCAUCCGUGAGCUAGCCUGGGAGGGGCUAGAUAUGCUUGGCAUCAUGAGCCAUCUCUUUGCUGUUCCACUGAGUCUGGGAUUGAUGGACAGUGAUGAAAAUGUGCGGGCUAAGGCUUUGUACCUUAUGAUGAGAGUCACAGGCAUCCAAAGUAAGAGCAUGCUGGUAGGCCUGCUGAAGGAACAAGAAACCCUCCAAAAAAUGCAGCGGGAACUUAUUGGAGAAACCUCUCUGGACCAGCUGCUGGGGAUCCAAGCUAACGACAUCCAGUGCCUGCUUACACGGGUGGAGCAGCAGCUAAAUGAAAACCUGACCUUGUCACACAGAGACCAACAACCUCCUUUUUCUUUAGACAUAUCAAUGGAUGGUGAACCUGAGACCUUUGUCAAACGAACAUUCAUACCUGAAGAGAUCACCAAACGAAAGAAAAGAAUGACAUAUGUUCCAGAAAAGAGAGAAAGUCUUAUUAAAAAGGACCUGAGAGUUUCCAGAAAGAAGAGAGAGACAGAGCUUGUAAAAUUUAGCUCUAUGUUGGUGCCUUCAGAGGAUGAAGGUGAACAGAGAGAGGCCAAGAAAUCAGAGCUAAUUGACACUGAGGAUGUUGCCUUAGAGCCAGAGCUGCCACUAAGUACUUUCAGCCCAGCCAAAUCUGAAGAGGUUGCUGAAUCAAAGGAGGUCAUGACAGAAGCUACAGAAGCUAUGGAAGCCACAGAAGAAGGAAGAGGCCACAUGGCAGUCACAGAGGCAGUGGAAGCCACACAGAUUAUGAGGGCCAUAGAUCAACAUGACAUGAAAGAUUAUGGAGAGAUAUUCCCUAAGCUGGAAAGACAAGAACUCAUGAAAAGACUCUGGGAAAGGGCAGUGGAAAAAAGCCAUGAAAAAGUAGCUGCGAAGUUGAAACAGAAAGAAAAUUUGAAGGAUAUUUCAAAGACGACUGCAGAAGAGCCCAAAGAAAAAGUCAUGCAGAUUGCUGAACAAGAAAAAGAUACAAGGAAGAAACUUGGAAAGGGUGGCCAAGGUUUGGCUGGUGCCCCUGGACACACGGGUGAAUCAGACACCAGGUCUUGGCGGAAUGACAUUUGCUAUCUUGCCACCUCAAGGAUAGCAAGUUCCCAUCCAGGAAUGUUAAGGGAUCUGGGUCAAGAAUUGGUGGACUUGGCUCGGGUGAUUCUUGCUCCCCAAGAGCCCAGUUGGGAUCUAUUCCACAAGAUCUGCCCCCUUUUAAAGGACUCCUCAGAAUCGGAGGAAAGAGUGGUAGAAGAACCAUCCACUAUAACAGAAAAGGUGGAUAAAGAGAUUGUCGAGGAAGAAGUGACAGAGUUGGGAAGACAAAGGGGAAAAGAAACAUUAGAGAAGGACAAGGCAUUUUCUCAAGUCAAGAAAAAGAAAGUUGCUUUCUUAGAUAAACUAGCCUUACAGAAAAGGAAAUUAAAAAGAGAAGCACGGGGACUGGCUAGGCAAGAUGGGAAAAUAGCUGAGGAAGAAAGGAAACUGAGUAAGCCAGAGAAGAAAUUAAUUCAGGGGGAAAGAAAGAGAGUGACCCAGAAAGAGGGGAGGGCAGCCCUGAAAAGGAGUAAGUGGGACUGGGAGAAGAUUAAGAUGGCCCAUGAAGAAGACAUGUGGCCCCAGGAAGAGGUGUUGCCUGUCUGGGGAGAGAGGAAAUUGUCCCAGGAAGAGGAAGAGCUGGGUGAGGAAGACGAGGAGCUGAGUGAGGAAGAGGAGGAGCCCUGUGAGGAAGAGAAGGAGUUCAGUGAGGAAGAACCAAGUGAGGAAGAAGAGGAACUGGCCUGGGAUGAAGAGGAACUAAUUCUGGACUUAAAGAAACAAGUUAAAGGUAUGAAGAAAAAGUCCCACAAAAAGAAGAAACACAUUCAAGGUAUAGAGAAACAUGUUGAAGAAGAGGCCCAGAAAAGGGGGGAAUUAGACCAGGAAGAGGAACAUUUGUCUAGUGAAGAGGAGGGACUGUCUGGGGAAGAAGAAAAACAGGCAUCAGAAAGGGGCAGCUUGGCAGAAGAAAAGAUGAAACUGGUCCCAGGAGAAGAGAAAAAGAUAGAAGAAAUUGAGAAAGUGUUCCCUCAAAAAGAGAAACGGGCCAUGGUGGGGGAAAAACAAGCUAAGAAAGAGGAGAAAUGGGUUGGGAAAGACAGGAAAGCCACUGACAAAAAAGAACAACAGACCCACAAAAAAGAGCAACUAGCCCUACAAGAGCAGAUACAGGCCCAAGAAGAGAGAAUAUGGGGUCAGAAAGAGGAGAACGAGAGUGAUAAAAAAAAACAACGGGCUUGGGUAAAAGAGAAAAUUUUUGUAGAAAGGGAGGAACACACUGGUGAAGUGGAGAAAAAGUCCCAGAAAAAUGAGGAGAAAGCAUUGAAGAAAAGACUGACCCAGAAAGACAGUGAAUUGGCCAAGGAGAAGAGGCAUAUUGCUAAGAGAAAAAAAGCAGUAGCCAGAAAGGGGAUUGGCAUAACUAAGAGAAAGAAAAAAACUGAGGAAGAGAAAGAAGUUGUGGAAGAAGAGGAAUUGUCCCAGGAAGAGAGGGAAUUGGCCUAUGACAUUAGGAUCAAGGAGAUGGGUGUUGCCAAGAAAAAAAGGAAAAGAACCAAAGAGGAGAGAAUACAAGCAGUGAGGAAAUUGGAUAUGGAGAAAGGGAUUCGUUCUGAAGACAAAGAGGCUAGUUCCAGUUUAAAAGAUAUAAGGAAGAAAGAGAGUAACCUGUUCAGGAUCCUGGCUAAAACAAUUAGAAAAAUGAGUAUAGUGCUACCAGAAGAAACAGAAAUAUGUGAGGAAGAGAGAUCAUUCAUGACAGGGAAGAGUGAAAUGGAUGGCCAGAAGUGGGAAUUUUUUAAGGAACAGGGGGAAAUAAUGAAAGAAGAGAAGGAGCUGGGUCAGGAAGAGGGAAAAGUAGAAGAUGAUAGGCUGGCCACCAAAGAGAGAACACUGACUGAUGGAGAGAGCUUGAAGGAGAACCGAAAGUUACUACAGAAGGUCCAGGGGAAGAUAUUAUUAGAUAGAGUCCAGAGAAUGCCUAGGAAAGUGUUUGGGGAUCAUUUAGAUUUGAAAGGUCAGGAAAGUCAACUUCUUGGAGCACACCCUGAGACAAGUUCUUGGAGAAGACAAGAGGAUGUGCUCUUGAAGAAAGCUAGGGGUAUGUUUUUACAAGGGAGGGGAACAGGCUUACAGGCCCAGAUCCCAGAAGGGCUCCAUAGGCCAGAGUCCCAUUUAUCUGAUAUGAUCAGGAAACCACAGAAACCUGAACAUAGACCCAAAGGUGACAUGUGGAAGUGGUUCUUGAAGUCCCGGGAUUUGCCAAUGGGGAAAACUGAGGGCCAGGUCGUAGGCCCAGCCCUAGCCUCAGCCCCAUCCCUUACUUCUGCACCAGCUGAAAGGCCAUGCUACUCAGAAGCAAGCUUCUCAGAUGAGGACUGGAUUAACAAUGCCUUAAUAAGGCUGGAAGCAGGAGAGCAGCUUUCCAGGAACAGUUUCCAAAGACUGCACCAGCUCCUCAGAAACUUCACUUCAAAGGGAUACUUGAAAUGGAUGCAUCUAUACAAUCUUAAAGCCAUUGCUAAACACUUCAGGAAGAAUCUAGAAGUAAGUCAUGCAGACAUAUCACAACCCUAUAAGGAUGUUUUGAGUCCAGUGCACUUAAAAGGGAUCCCUCCAAUUAGAAGAAAAGAAAAAUGGAGCCGGCUAGAGCCAUUCCCUGAAGCACUGCCCAUCCCUUCACCAGUAUUCCCAUCAACCACCAAGAGGAUUCCAGUCCCAAAGGCUAUAAACUGGCAUCUUUUAGGAGAACCUUACAGGAGUGCUUGGGUACAGCAGUUAUCCAAUGCCCUCAAAGAGAUGGAAAUGCAACACUUUUAUCCUAUCGCGCGCGAGAUUUUCACAGGUACCCAUGACUCUGUGGACAAACAAACUCUAGCAUUGAUGUUUCAGAAGGAUCUCAGAGCUUUUAAGGGAAAAGACAGGCCCCUCACAUUGCCCAAGUUGAAGAAGGCGCAGCCCGUCUCUAAGAAAAAGGAAAAGCUGCCUCAAUGGGAGACAUUUGUGGCACUCUACUAUGUUUUGCGGACAUUGCAGCAACGAUAUGCAAAAGACCGCACUGCUUGGAUGGAACUGUUUUACCAACUCAUGGAUCUGUACCAAUUUAAGUCCCCCCAAAUCCAGAGGCUCCUACUACAGUUGCUGCAGAGAGAGGCACUCCAACCUCAAGAGACCAUCUAUAAAAAGGCCCUGAAAGCCAAGGAGCUGGUACUUGGUGAACGGUUGUUCUGUGGCCUGUUUUGUGGUCAUUCUUGUGCCCCUGCAGGUCCUCUCAAGUUCCAUGAUGUUGUACCUCUGCCUGGGAAGAGCAAGGUGCAUACUAUCCAACCUGUGGGCAUUGCCCAGUAUGGGUUCCUAGAACUCGCCUGGAAAAGCCUACCACAAGUCAGUCCUUACCUUAUUGAGAGGCUGCCCAACAUCUCUACUCCAACUCUAUGA
This is a messenger RNA of Lynx canadensis (Canada lynx), 7398 nucleotides long. Its product is annotated as WD repeat-containing protein 87-like. Bases 1 to 7398 code for a protein of 2465 amino acids. Gene Ontology annotation, molecular function: protein binding. NCBI's taxonomy places the organism in Eukaryota, Metazoa, Chordata, Mammalia, Carnivora, Felidae. The transcript is spliced from 10 exons. The record is from RefSeq and is a predicted model, not a curated record.